AUGACUUUUAAUGCUGUUUCACUACCCAAAGAAAUAAAGAUUAGAGAAGAAGUUGGAAAAAAUGACCUGAUCAAAUUGUCAGAAUUAAAAGAAGCCUUUCAAUUGUUUGAUUUUAAUAGCGAUGGUAUUAUCGAUUCUGAAGAUUUAAAAUUUACCUUUUUAACCAUGGGCAAACCCGAUGUAUCUGAAGAACAAAUACAACAAAUGUUAUCAGAAAUAUCGACUCCAAUUGACUUCGAUGCGUUUAUCACACUUUUUGGAAAAAAAGUUAGUGAAAUGGACCCAGAAGAAGUUUUUACUGCUGCACUAUCAACUUGGGAUAUGAGAGACACUGGAAUGAUACCAGAAAAAAAUUUUUUUAGAAUAAGAGACGAUCUUCAAAAAUUUGGCGAUAAAUUUACAAUUAAAGAAGUUGAUCGUGCUUUGGAAGAGGCACCAAUUUAUUUGCAAGAUGAUGAUGAAAUGAUAGAUUACAUUAAAUUUAGUAACAAUAUUUGUGGUUUUCAAAAACUAGCUAGAGCCAGACAAUAUCAGAAAAAAUUAGAAAAUGCUUAGAAAAUAUUCA
Polistes canadensis is the source of this 565-nucleotide messenger RNA. Its product is annotated as myosin regulatory light chain, smooth muscle. Bases 1 to 555 code for a protein of 184 amino acids. Gene Ontology annotation, molecular function: calcium ion binding; myosin heavy chain binding. Gene Ontology annotation, biological process: post-embryonic development; locomotion. Lineage: Eukaryota; Metazoa; Arthropoda; Insecta; Hymenoptera; Vespidae. The record is from RefSeq and is a predicted model, not a curated record. Gene Ontology annotation, cellular component: myosin II complex; cytoplasm. The transcript has 4 exons.